Molecule: messenger RNA, 1329 nt
Organism: Mesorhabditis spiculigera
Lineage: Eukaryota; Metazoa; Nematoda; Chromadorea; Rhabditida; Rhabditidae
Source: the annotation of a GenBank genome assembly
AUGGCAAUCGGCCUGGACGGCCUCAGCUUGUUGCUCAUCUACGUCAUCGACGUCGACCCUGAUAAAGUUGAGCAGUCCUCUUUUGGCAAGCACUUUGUCCCCGAUCAGGAUAAGGACCCGCACUAUCCGCCGAAAUGGAACCCCGAAGAAGCGCUGUACAUGCCGUGUCGAGAUCGCCUGUGCGUGUGCCCGUAUUUUAAAGGCCAAGUCAAAGAUGGGGAAUGCCAUCUGCCGUCGGGCCACAUCCUAAAGCGUGCCCUACGGAAGGAGAUACGCCAGCUGAGGGAUGAUGAGCGAAUGGAGUUUGAGGCGGCCGUGAAUCGCCUAAAACGCUCCGGCGAGUACAACCGGAUCAGCCGCGUACACAAGUAUUCCGGCGUACACUCGGGCCCUGGCUUCACUCUGUGGCAUCGGGAAUUUUUGAAAAGGUUCGAACUCGUGAUACGGCGCGAGAUGAAGCCGGAAUACGGUCACUAUCUGGGCAUCCCGUACUGGGACUCGUCGAUGGACUCGCUGAUACCGGACCAGAGACAUACCGCAAUGUUUACAGUCGAGCUACUUGGCGAGAUUGACGAUCAAAACCUCGUCCGCAACGGCCCGUAUGCAAAUUGGACGACCAUGGAGGGCCGAGAAGCCAUCGAACGCACGAUUAGCCACGAUAAUGAGGGCGAAUUCUUGAGUCGAGCUCGAGUCGAUUGGAUAAUUGAUAACCCAGACUUCCGGGCGGUAUUGGCGGCCACGAUGCCGAUCAGGACCUGCCCUACUUAUGCAGCACUGGACGAUCGAUUCCUGGAAUACUCCCACGACUAUGUCCACUUCUUUGUUGGGGGCGACAUGGGCCAUUCGCACUCUUCUUCGAAUGAUAUCGUGUUUUGUCUGCAUCAUUCGAUGAUUGAUAAUAUUUUUGAACUUUACAGGCAGAAGAGACAGAACGAAACUCAACGCGAAACGGUCUACCACGAGAACGAUGAGCGCUGCUUCCCCCCGUGGCACAACGGCGACAUGUUCAUGCCCUUUUUGCAGCCCUACACCAACAAGGACGCCCUCUCAAAUCUCUACACCCGCCACAUGUACGAAUUUGCACCGCGACCAACUUGUACAAAGGAAAAGAUGGAUUGUGGAUCCAAGUUCCUCUUCUGCCACGUCUUCGAGGGGGAGCCGCUCUGCGUCGCGAAGGUGAAACUCGGCGGUGACUGCUCGGGUUUCGAGGCCCCGGGAGUUCCGGUCUGCUACAAAGGACACUGCGUGCGGGGCGUCUGCCAGAAAAUGGACCCCCAAAAAGAGGCGGCCUUGAAGAAGAUCAAAGCAGCCAGCCGAAUGGCUAGAAUG